AUUCUGGGUGCAGGCCUCCGCGCCGCAGGGACCUUUGGCCGCCGCCGUCUCCAUCGCGCCGCGCUCGUCCAGGAAAUGGCGCGAGUGGCCGCAGGCGACGGGCCGGGUGCCCCGCGCUCCCCUCCCCCGCGGUGGCCACCGCGUGUCCGCAGACGUCACGGCCGGCGCUGCUCCCCGGGAGAGGGGCAGCCGGGGCCGAGACCCGGGGAGAGAGGGAGGGAGAGAGGGAGCAGUGUUCUGGGAAGAAGGGUCGUGGUCCACCACAGAUGCGUUUGACAGAGGGAGCAGUGGAGAUUCGGGUCAAGGCUUAAGGCCUGGGGCUUCCAAUGAUACUCUGGGCAGGGAUGGAAGCCUAGAUGCCUCACCGCAAGGAGCGGCCGAGCGGGUCCUCGCUUAACGCACACGGCAGCAGCGGCACGGCGGAGGGAGGAAAUAUGUCCCGGCUGUCACUCACCCGGUCGCCUGUGUCUCCCCUGGCUGCCCAGGGGAUCCCACUGCCAGCUCAGCUCACCAAAGCCAAUGCACCUGUGCACAUCGAUGUGGGAGGUCACAUGUAUACGAGCAGCCUGGCCACACUCACCAAGUACCCUGACUCCAGAAUAAGCCGUCUCUUCAACGGCACGGAGCCCAUUGUCCUAGACAGUCUCAAGCAACAUUAUUUCAUCGACCGCGAUGGGGAGAUUUUCCGCUACAUCCUGAGUUUCCUGCGGACGUCAAAACUGCUGCUUCCAGAUGACUUCAAGGACUUCAACCUGCUGUAUGAGGAGGCGAGGUACUACCAGCUGCAGCCCAUGGUGCGUGAGCUGGAGCGCUGGCAGCAAGACCAAGAGCAACGACGUCGCAGCCGGGCCUGCGACUGCCUGGUGGUGCGGGUCACCCCUGACUUGGGUGAACGGAUCGCGCUCAGUGGUGAGAAGGCCCUCAUUGAGGAGGUCUUCCCGGAGACUGGAGACGUCAUGUGCAACUCUGUCAAUGCUGGCUGGAACCAGGACCCCACGCACGUCAUCCGUUUCCCUCUCAACGGCUACUGUAGACUCAACUCAGUGCAGGUCCUAGAAAGGCUGUUUCAGAGAGGGUUCAGCGUGGCCGCCUCCUGCGGGGGUGGUGUGGACUCUUCCCAGUUCAGCGAAUAUGUUCUUUGCCGGGAAGAGCGGCGACCACAGCCCACCCCAACUGCUGUCCGGAUAAAGCAGGAGCCCCUGGACUAGGCGCUGCCUCGGUGCCCACCUAAGACCCCUCAGUCCUGGGGCAACCCCAGGGACAUGGAAAUAACGCUGAGGAGUUCUGCCUGUUUGUGCUUCACAGUGGGCACAAGACUGAGGGCGGGAUCGGAGGGUCUGUGCUCACCCCUGGGAAUGCCAGGUGCAGAGGCGUGUCCACGGAAGGACUGUUGAUGUGACCAGGGGAUGCUGCUGCUCCUGCUGCAACUGUGCUGCCAGCCUCCGGGCCCUCCUGCUCCUCGGCCUGGUACAGCGUCCUCUGCUGGGCCAGUCACUCCAGAGCAGCUGUUUCUCCUCCACACUUGGCAGACAUAUUUUUCUACAGUAUUUAAAACAGUACUAACUGUCUCGCUGCACAGGUCGGCAAGGCUAACGAGGACCAUCGCUGCUUUUACCUGGUGCUCAGUUCUCAGUCUAACUGUUCAGCAAGCCUUGCAAAGGAUGGGCUGCCGGCAUUCGGGGCCCAGGUGCCUGCUGAGCUGGGUCUGUGGGGACAGAUGUGAGGUGGCGGUGCUACAGGAGGUGGAACAGAGUCCUCUAGGGGCAGGGCAGCGGGGAAGAGGGCAAUGGGGGCUUUGUGACUCUGUGACUUUUAUCUGAGAUACUCUGCUGCCACCUGUGUCCCAGACUGCACUUGGUGCACACCUGACCUGUUAAUGCCCAGGGGCUUCCAAUCCCGACUGACUGUGCUCACAUCUGGGGGUUCUUGGAGAAGUCUCCGCCCACCCAGUCAGCAUGUGGGCCACAGCUUAUCUCAGGAAUGGGCCCUUCUACCAAGGGACCCAUCUGUCAGCAUCACUCUCUGGGUCCCCAGCUCAGGGAACCACCCUCCACCCUAGCGCCAGUUUCCCCAUUCAUAUGCACACCAAGUGUUAAUGAAAUGCCCUAAACUAGCCUGUCUGUAAGACCCAGACCCAAGCUUACCUAGUGCUCUUAACCCCAGAUUUCCAACAAGGACUGGUCCUGAGAGGUCCUCACAGAUCUGCUCUUCUCCCAGACGACAGGGCCAAAAGAUGGAUACCCUGGCCUUGCCACAUCUCCCCUAGCUCCUCCCAAGUGGAGGAACCGCAAAGAACUGACAGAUGGGGUGCCCUGGCCGGCACCCCCCUUGUGUAUAACGCCUGUAGACUUGUAUAUGACUCCUUUAAUAUUGUAAAGAUGCUGAUGUACAAUUGUUCUGUGUUUGUGUGAACACACCGCGUUCCCGGUUCAUGCCAUAAAGAACGCUAUAAAGCAAAAGACUGAGGCUCCGUCCUGUGCAGAAGCUGCAGCCAGAUUCCCACACUUGACUUCUGGCAGAGAGGGUUGGGGGGGGGGGCAGUUUCCUUCCUUGGUUCUUGUGGGUCAAAUCGAGGAAGGAGCAUCCAUCAGUGGGAGGCACUGGGUCACAAUCCUGCUCUUAUUACUGCAUUUGGGUGUUUUCAUUACUUCUGCAGAUCCCCUCUGGGCUACAGGGAUUCAGAAUUCUGAUUCUUAGCCCCUAACCAAAUGCAAAACUGAGAGGUUAAAGCAAGUUUCUUCUGGUUUCAGACCAGGCUCAAGUGUUUUUCACAUGGAAUUUCACAUGGUAUUUUAGCUGGAACUGAGGUGGUGCUCCUCCUCUUCCUCUUCUUCCUCCUCCUCCUCCUCUUCUUUCUCCUCUUCCUCCUCCUCUUCCUCUUCUUCUUCCUCCUCUUCCUCCUCCUCCUCUUCUUCUUCCUCUUCUUCUUUCUCCUCCUCCUCUUCUUCCUCUUCCUCCUCUUCUUCUUCCUCCUCCUCUUCCUCCUCCUUUUCUUCCUCCUCCUUGACAUCUGUUUUUCUUGAGAACUCACUGUGAAUCCAGGCUGGCCUAGAACUCACUGUGUACUCCUGAUUGACCUGAGACUCCCAAGUCCUGGGAUUUCCAUCUGUUUGCUAUAUCUAACUUGCUCCCUUUAAACCCCGACACACGUACACAAUGGUAUGAGAAGCUCAGACCAGCCAAGAGACAGAGGCUGUGCAGCCAGCAUGCAAACUGAAUUGUGUGAUGUCCCCUUCCAGGGAAGGAGUUAGGACAUGUCAUAGAGGCCCCUGGUUUUAAUGAGCUUUUUAUUUUUUUAUUUUUUCUCAAAGUCCUGUAUGUUUGAGUCCUCGUGGGCUCAAACAUUCAGGACUUUGAGUUAAAAAAAAAAAUUACAUGCCUGCCAAGGGCCACCAGCCACAGAGCUUGGGAGUACAGGCCAGCACCCUACAUGGCCACAGAGCUGCCAUCCCACUGUAGAAUCUAAUUUGCUGGUCAAACUUGUUAGGCUUCUCUGCUUAGCAGCAUGCCCACAGCUGGCACAUCUGCAUUUUGGCAUCAAGCAGGUAUCUGAGAGGAGGAAAAGGGUUGUGUUUGUUAGCAGGGAAACUUUGUGGAGACACCUAAUGCUGUGUGUGUCUGGAUCCCCCCCCCCCCGGCAUAACAGCUAGCGUGAGUCCUGAGGGGUGGAGAUUCUGUAGUUCUUUCAAGCCAUCUUUUUGUACAAGAAGUUGCAGCAGGGUGUGGUGGAUACUCCUGAAAUCCCAGCAGUUAGGAGGGGAACGCAGGAAGAUCAGGAGUUCAAGACCAUCCUCAGCUACCUAGCCAAGAAGCAUAAUUUUACACAGGUUUGGAGCUCUACUUGGGAGACUUGGGAUGGGAGGAUCACAAGUUGAAGGUCAGCCUAGGCAACUUAGAGCCUGUCUUAAAAGGUAAAAGGGGGCUGGGUGUGCCCAAGGACCUAGGUUCAACUCUACUAUCCCUCCUCACUGCCCAAACAAAAUAAUAAAAACAGACAAGCAAACACGAUUUUUUACAGCAACCAAAGCGUCUGAAUUUCCAGGGAAAUGCUGUGUUCCCGCGGUGAUCCUGUCAAAAUACCCUUCUAAAUGAUCUAUGUACUCUCCUUAAAGCAUAGAGACUGAACAUCUCACCAGAGUCUCCCCAUGAAAUACCAGCGCUACUCUCACAGCUCCCUUGUAAACCUCAGAACUAAUUAUUCUCUAUAAGCAACUGGACGGAGAGCUGGGAUCACACAGCCUCCCACCAGACCUCUGCCAGUCCAGAACCAGGGAAAGAUACAGCAGGUGGCCCCACCACUGCCUGGUGCAUGAACUCAAAGCCAGUUCACAACAUUAGUAAUACCUUUUGGAAAGUGAGUUUUUAAAAAAAGCUAUGACUUGAUUGUGUUCCUUAGAAACAAUAAAAGAUAUUUUAUAAAUGA
Mus caroli (Ryukyu mouse) is the source of this 4423-nucleotide messenger RNA. Lineage: Eukaryota; Metazoa; Chordata; Mammalia; Rodentia; Muridae. The record is from RefSeq and is a predicted model, not a curated record.